Molecule: messenger RNA, 2558 nt
Organism: Notolabrus celidotus (New Zealand spotty)
Lineage: Eukaryota; Metazoa; Chordata; Actinopteri; Labriformes; Labridae
Gene: tmem115
Product: transmembrane protein 115
Exons: 3
Coding region: 960-2114 (384 amino acids)
Biological process (GO): retrograde vesicle-mediated transport, Golgi to endoplasmic reticulum
Cellular component (GO): Golgi apparatus; membrane
Source: RefSeq, a predicted model, not a curated record
AAGUUACGUGACUUGACGUUUUUCCACCGAUGGCUGAUGACGGUGGCAGACAGGUCAGUUGUGUUGCUGGUAGGAGGAGAACCAUCAGGAGAAUAUUAUUCCUCCGGAGCCCUGCGACCUAAAGACGGAGCAGCAGUGAAAUAAAGGAGAGGAGCGAGGUGUUCUGUGAACCUGGGAGUUCCUCUCACUCUGACGCUGCCUCAGGAGAGUCUGUGACAGUGUUUGGAGGCCUGUUGCUAGCUGCGAGGAAUCCUCGGGCUAGCCCGGCAGACACCGGGCCCAGGGAGAGGACCAGGACGGGGACUCCGUGGACCGGUUUGACCGCGCAAGUUUUUCAGUUUUUGGGUGUCCUGGUUUGUAACCAAACGAGAACUGAACACACUGUGUUCCUCCUUUGCGGAUAUAAACCAGCGGAACACAAACCGCUGUUACUUUGACAGCUAGCUAACAUUAGCUGUGUUUACAAGCUAACUUAGCCCUGAUCCUCUGGAGAAGUUUACUCUGAGCUAGACCUGAGCCAGACCUGAGCCAGGUAUGAUCUGCAGGUUUGACCCAGACCACCUCUGUAGUAGUGAACUGUGAGCUGCUCUUUGUUUACUGGCUGAAGGUCGCCUGAUAGAUAUCAAGAUCAGAGGAGUUAAAGCAAAGGUUAUCACACCUUCAUGCUUAUCUACAGCAGCCUGAAGUUUGUCACUGUGUGUAACAGAAGGAAUUAAACUUAAUCAUCUGAUUACCAAAGCUGUACCUCAUCACUCAUCACAACCAAGACUGUUAUCCGGAUGAGGGCUCUCAAAGAUGAGGGGGUUUUGAUACGGACGGGUGUCACCUGUUCAGCUUGGAGGUAUUAAUCCAACACCAGCACCCAACAUCUGCUGUGCUGCAACAAGAAGAACUGAUCUGCUGUUUCAGUCUCUUGAGCUGAUCCGCUCAAGAAGGAUCCCCUCCAGAACAGACCCAACAUGAAUCGUUACCUGCCCGUGGCGAGACAGCACUUCCUGGCCGCCCUUGCCAGCACCAGCGUGGUGGUCAAGUCUAUAAGUGCUGUAGUGGUCGUCCUCUACCUGUUGUCAUGGGCCGUGGACACUCAGUACGCUCUGGGGGUGACCCCAGGAUACCUAUUUCCACCCAACUUCUGGGUGUGGACACUGGUGACCCAUGGGGUGGUGGAGCUGCACAUCUGGGGCGUGGCAGCCAAUGUGGGGACAGUUAUGGCCUGUGGGCGUCUGCUGGAGCCUCUGUGGGGCGCACUGGAGCUCCUGAUCUUCUUUGCAGUGGUUAAUAUCUCUGCAGGCCUCUUGGCUGGCCUCUCUUACCUCCUCACCUAUGUUGCCACCUUUGACCUGGACUACUUGUUUGCUGUCCGCAUCCACGGGGCGGCUGGGUUCCUGGGAGGUGUCCUUGUGGCACUGAAGCAGACUAUGGGGGACACCACGGUGCUCAGAGUGCCGCAGGUAAGACUGAAAGCAGCUCCAGCGUUGGUCCUCCUCCUCCUGGCCAUACUGCGCCUGUCUGGACUUCUCGACAGCUCCGCCCCCCUGGCUUCGUACAGCUACGGCGCCCUGUCCGGAUGGGUCCACCUGCGUUUCUACCAAAGGCACAGCCGGGGCCGCGGUGACAUGUCGGACCACUUUGCCUUCGCUAGCUUCUUCCCCGAGGCUCUGCAGCCGGUCGUGGGGCUGCUGGCCGGCCUGGUGCACUCGGCCCUGGUGAAAAUCAAGAUUUGCAGGAAGAUGGUGAAGAGGUACGACGUGGGGGCGCCCUCCUCCAUCACCAUCAGCCUGCCAGGGACCGACCCACAGGACGCAGAGAGGAGAAGACAAAUCGCCCUCAAAGCUCUGAACGAGCGUCUGAAACGCGUGGAGGACCAGUCCGCCUGGCCCAGCAUGGACGACGAAGAAGACGAGGACGAUGACGAGGUCAGAACCGACACGCAGCCGCUCCUCCCAGGUGGCCGUGACCCCUCCACCACCACUCCGAGACCAGCAGGUGGACCAGCCGGUGCCUCCUCCUCCUCAUCCUUAAUGUCACAGAGCGGUGGAGGAAGCUCCUCAGGCGGGUUGCCACAUCCAGAGUCCAGCAUCAUCAGCUUCGAGGAUGCACCUUCCACAUCAUAACAAACAGAGCCAACAUGUACAUAAACACACGCUCUGUUCUGUUUGACAGGCAGGUGUUCUGACGUAUUCAGCUCCCUGUCUAGUAUACAAAUAUAUCCAGUGACAGUGAGUAGGCACACUAAUUCAAAGACACACACACACACACACAUCAUCCUGCAGCAGUCUGCACACACGACUGCCGUCACAAAGUCACUGUCAGUGUCAUUGAGAGUCCAGUGGGGGGGCGUACUGUACAGUUCUUUCAGUUCUGACCCGUGGGCUGUAAAUGCUCAGUGUUCUCGGGACACUGGACUCUGAAUCCUUCUCUCCCUUCCUGUAUCAGACCACGAGUCUUCAAAAAUUCUGUCUUGUCCGGAUCCAGUCCCAUACGGCAGGGCUCUGUCCGCUGCUUCGCGUGUCUCUUUCUCUUGCUUUCUAAAUAAAUAACAAAAUGGGUGUAAAAUA